This is a messenger RNA of Crotalus tigris (Tiger rattlesnake), 2256 nucleotides long. RefSeq names its product cytoskeleton associated protein 2 (gene CKAP2). The coding region runs from base 120 to 1910 and encodes 596 amino acids. Gene Ontology annotation, biological process: negative regulation of microtubule depolymerization. Lineage: Eukaryota; Metazoa; Chordata; Lepidosauria; Squamata; Viperidae. Gene Ontology annotation, cellular component: microtubule cytoskeleton. The transcript has 8 exons. The record is from RefSeq and is a predicted model, not a curated record.
UGUAUAUAGGACAUCGGAGAGUCGGUUGUGUCGUUUCUGCGGGCGAAAUAUUUUCCUUGCAAGGCAAGCGGGUGGAAAAUCUAGGAAAGUUGGAAAACUGCAUUCUCUCAACAACAAAAAUGGAAGAUAAAGAAAAUGCCAACAAAUCUAUAUGGAACGAAGUGGACAGUAUACUUGAAAACACUUUUAUUUCCCCUAAAAACUUAAAUUCCCAUGUAUUGAAACAAAUUAAGACAGAUACAAAUUGUAAUUCUCCAAACAGUAUGACAGUAGCAGAUCCUGAGUCUGCAGCAGUAAAAUCCAAGGUUAUGUCAUUUACUCAGACUUUUCUACAGAAAGCAAACAUAAACAAACAGAGAAAAGCAGAUGUCCCCAGCUCUGUUCCAUGCAUUUCAGAGAAACACAUACUUGGCUCAUAUCGUGGCAAAAUAGUUUCUUCUAAGGUAAACUCAUUCAGAAAAGUUCCAGCAAAUGAGUCUAGAAAUUAUCUUCCUGCUCUGCCUAAAUCAAGAGUAGCCACAACUAAUAAUGCUAAAGUCGCUGGCAAUGCUGGUGCUCCUAAGGUCCCAAAUUCUACCCCUUUUCAAACCAGUACUGUGAGAGUUUCUGUUUAUCAUCCCAAAACUAUUCUGAAUCAUGAGAAACAAUCUGUCAGUGGUAGCACAGAGAAUAAUGGGACUACCCAAAAAAACUGUCGCAGCAAUCGGAAACCACUAUUAAAGACUGUUCCAACCAAUGCUAAUAAUUCUGUCCAGAGGACAAAGAAACUUGCUCCAUCUAAAACUGUAAGUGGAAGCCUAAAAGUACCAGCUUUCGAAAGUCGUGCUACUAUGUCACCUUCAAAAUCAACUAAAAAAGCUCCGACAUCUGUAGAUGUGAGAAGACUUCAGCUAGCUGAAUGGCAGGCUUCAAAAGGGACAAAGAAGCAACAUAAUACCAUAGCUGCAAAUAGCCAGCCUAAAAAAGCAACAUCUCAGCAAACUACAAAAGAGCCAGCUGAAUCCUUUUGGGCCACAAUCGUUGAAGAAGAUGAGCAAGGAUUACUUAGUGAUAAGGUCAACAAGACGCUUGCAGAAUGUCUGGAUCUCAUUGAAAAGGGCUCUGUAGGUGAAAAAGUACAUUCCAUUUUGGAAAACCUGAUAAUGAAAGUACCAGAUGCAAAAAAGUUUGCUAAGUAUUGGGUGUGCCAGAUGCGUCUUGAACAGUUUCGCUCCACGGAAAAAGUAAUCACUAUCUAUGAAAAGGCAAUUCUUGCAGGAGCGCAGCCUAAGGAUGAGUUACGUCAUACACUUGCAGAUGUUAUAAAGACUAGACGAGAUCUACCAAAAACUGAUGAAUGUGUGAAGGAAGAAAACAUUGUAAAUCCUGAGGGACCAGCUGAAACAGAGAUAGAAGAAGCUUUCAAGGAAGUCAGUUUGAAAAAUAAGGUGGAGCAUAGUAAUGAAACUUUUCAAGAAUCAACAGAAAUUUGCUCAAAAAUCAAAGAAGACUUGCCUAAGAAAAAAAAGAACAAAAAUAAAGAACAGAUGCAGAAACCUAUAGACUUAAAAAAUGAAGAAACUGAUACCAGUGCAGAGAAAGAAAGACUUCAAGAGAUUCAAACUCCUGAAAAUGAAAAGGGCGCAUAUUUAAUAAAAUAUAAUUUGUCAACCACUUCCCAUUUGGAAAGUACAAAGAAAAGACUGCAGUGUGAUGAUUCAACCAUUAAAAAUCUGAAAUUCCUAACACCUGUGAGACGGUCCUGCCGCAUCCAUGAAAAAGCAAAUAAGUUACCAAGUAUGCUGAAAGAGCACAGCCCUUGUGUUUCUUCGCUUCAACAGCUUGGAGAAUUGGGAGAUGAAGGCACUGGUUUCAUCUACAGACCAAACAAUGCAUUAACUAUCAGUCAACAGGACCAAAGCAGAGAAUGAAAGCACAUGUUUAUUUAAGUUGAAGUCCUUUAACUUAGUGCAGGUGUUAUGUUGCCAUGGUUUAACUAACUUAAUUUAGCUUUACUGUUAUUGAACAAAUAAAUAUCUUAACAUGGGAAUGAUUGCUAUGCUUUAACAUGUUAAAGAUGCAUUUAUACCAAUUUUACCAUUGGUGAUACUAAAUUAAUUGUAUAAUAGCAUUUAACUAAGUUGAACUUUGUGGGCAAAAAACACAAGAUUAUUGUAUCUAAUUUGUAGAUCUGAAGAUAAACCUUUACAAAUAUUGGAAAUAGUCACUAACCUUUUUGAUAAUUUUCAAUGUAUAUUAAAUAUUAAUUCACUUUUA